CAGAACUGGAGUGGUGAAUAAAGCAAGUGUUCGUUUUCCACACUUAAACUCUGAUAGUCUCUGUGUCUCACAGGGAUAGUUUAAAUAUCGUAGUGUUUUAUUUACACUGCAGUCAAAUCAUACUGUGUCAGAUAAUCUGCAAAGAAUAAACACAUGAGCCCUUUAGUCUGAUUUUUUUUUAUUAUAAAAAUAAUUCCAAGCUCAGCAAUGACGGACCAAGAGUCCUGGCUGAACUGUGAGAAGACUGCCGUCUUGCAGGGCGGGUUUCUGCUGGCAAAUCAGUUAUGCCAGCCGGAGCCUCUGUCCGUUUUGAGAAAAGAGGACUGGAAGCACGUUGGACGCCCUGUAAUCCAGGCCAUCACUGAAGUAUGUGGAGAGUUGUGUGUAACCAACCACGAGAGACUUCACUGGAGAAAGAGAAUUCUGUGUAUUCUAUGGAGCAAAAUUUUGGAGAAUGAAAAAGGAGAGGAUCUUGAUAUCAGAUGGAGGGAAAAUCCAUUAUUUUCCUUUCAGAACAGCCUCCCUGAUAUCAGUCAUACAGUCCUGUUUGAACUGAUCAAAUCCCUAGACUUCUUCAGCAUCUACGUUGAGUUGCUGCAGUGCUUCGAAUCAGUCCAGCAGUGCAUGGAGUUGGAGAGAUUAGUGAAGCAUGUUACUAAGGACGGCACAGAGGCUGAUGUGAAAUUCUUGCUAGAGGUGUGGUGGGAGCUGUUGAAGGGAAGGAAAGAAACCAAGGACAACCUGGACCAAAUCUUUACUGCCCAGUGUGUACAGUUCACACAGACCCUCCCAGACUGCUCACCACAAGCUUCAAAACGAUUUAAACCAGACCCAGAUUUGGACGUGUCCACCACAUGCGUAAUGUCGAUCCUAUUUCAAGGACUGAAGGACGUAAAGGAUAUUAUAACUUCAUCCGAGAUGUGUUAUUUUGCUCUCUCCAACUGCCUAGACAUGAUGUACACUUUCUAUUUGUUGAACCAUGCAACAGACCUCCCAGCUGAAGUCAAACUCCAGAACAUUGCCCGCUCAGUGAGCCUGCGAAAGAGAAAUAAUCCUUUGGAAGGGGUCGAUAUUAUUCAGGCCAUACGUGAGUCUCUGAGAGAUCUGAUUGCGAUACUCACUCCUGCUCAGAGCAAGCCAUGUGGAAUUACCCUGAUGCAAGCCAUGGACACAGUACUUGAAAUGAUACAUGGAUGGAAAAACAGAGGGUUAUUGAGGAUGCCCACUCAUGACCCGAGUGCUUUAGCAAUCCGUCUCAAAGAUAGUCUGGGCAGAGUUGUGAAGUCUUUGAAAGUCCAGCCUGAGAACCUGGAUGGAAAUGGACAGAUGGCAAAUAGUUUGAAAGUAACUUUAGAAGAUUUACUUUCAUCCUCCUCGUCUUUUAAUGUGCCGGAAAGUCCAUCAAAUGAAAUAGCAAGUGUUGCAAUAACAAUCAUUGACCAUAAUCUGAAGGGUUUUGAGGAUCUUCCUAAGCUUUUUGCCUCCAAACUGAGCCAGACUUUCAGUGAUGCAGAGUGGCUAAGCUGCCUUGAGAGAAACAAAGGUGCAUUUCAGAAAAAAGACCUCGUCAUGGCCUUAGUCUCUUCUCUUAUAUCCAAAUGCCAAAGCGAUGCUGAUGUAACCCACUGCAAAAAACUCAAGGAUAUUCUUGUGGAAAUCUUUUCCCAGCUGUCUUUACCAGACAAGAAUGCAAUCCUUUCUGAAAUUCUUACCUUAUCAAAGAAAGGUUUGCAUGGCUUCCUUCCCAGCUCAGUAACCGUAGGCUAUGACAAGGAGCUCAAUCUUGCUUUUAAUUGCAUCAUUCAAGGUAAAGCAAAAAGCAGCAGCCUGAGCUCAGCCGUCAAUGCUGUGGCUCGCAUGGCCUUUCAGAACCCUGAAGCCACCAUGCACCGGUGCUGCCACAUGGCUGUGGCGAACCUUGGUGCUCAUACUCUCCUUGCUCAGAUUCUCCAGCAGCUCUCUGGACUUAAGAGCACAUCCAGGGACCUGUAUGGGACAAGAAACAAGGAAUACAACUUGUUGUGCAAAUGUCUGCAAGAUACUAUGUGGAACAAACUCUCUUCACCUCAAGAGGAAGACCAGUUUCUUUGUUUCCUGUCAGCAUUAAUGGAGUCCAAUAUUAUUAAUCAAAGGGCAGAAGAAUCAAGCUUCCUCCUCCCAGAGGACAUUGUACAUGUUUUUGUCUUGCCUUACUUCUCCUUUUCGGACCCCCAACCCUGCAGACUUGAAGUGUGCUUACGUCUUUUCCAAUCAGCUUUGGCCUGUGUACCCACAGAUGAUGUGCACUGGAUAAUGAACUGCUCUCCAUUUCCUCUCCUGUACUGUCUCGCUCAGCUUUUGAACAGUUGGAGUAAGUGCUGGGAGCAACAACUAGAGGGUGAUAUUGGUUUAUCUCUUGAAUCCAAAGAACUAUUGAUCUCCAUUCUGACCACAGUGGGCAAGGCAGUUGGUAAGGAAGUGGCUAUAGCUCCUAGUACAUGGUCCAGGGCACUUUCUUGGCUUUAUGCAAAAGUGGAAGAACUUGACUGGACUGUCCGCAUUCACCUCAAAGAAGUGUGGGGAGAGCAUUUCAAAUACGAGGUGCCAACCUCUCUCAUGGCUGUAUCUGAGCUCUCUGAGCAGGAGUGGUCUGGAUUGGUGUUGCCUCACUAUGGUCAAGGCACUGGCUUGAUGGCCUGGAUUGAAUGUUGUUGUCUCUCAGAUCACAUUCAGGAAAUAAUGCUGGACUCCCUCUCUCUCAACCUGCUCAACCCAGAGGAAGUAACCAUGUUUGGUAAAGGCUUGCUGGUGGCAGUGUCUCAGGUUCUCCCCUGGUGCACAGUUGGUGAAUGGCAGCGACUACUGAAAGUGUUGCAUAAACUCCUCCAGUCAGAUAAGCUUCAUGUACCAUACUCCCUGGAAUAUGUGGACUUCCUCCCAUUACUUGACCUUCGUUCAUUUGCUCAUGACCUGCAGGUGUCCGUGUUCCUGCUGCGUACGUUUCAGCUGCUCUGUGGCUCCAGCUGUAUAGGAUGGCUGCCUCCCCAGGGCUGGGCACAUGUAGGUCGGCUCUGUGCUACUGCCAUGAGAGGCACCAUAGACUCUGUGAAGAAUAAAGUGCCACUCCAAUCCACCACCACCUCCCCUAAAAGCCACAUCAUGGGUAGUGGAAAUCUCUGUCAGGAAGUUCUGUUUGUGCUGACUCAGCUGUUUUGCCAUGUGCUCCACAUGCAGGUGAUGAUGCCUGGCCAGCCAGAGCCUUUGUUUCUGUGUGCACUGGAUAUUCUGUCCCACUAUGAAGCUGUACUGACUGCAUACCCCAAGAGCAGCAAUGCCCUACAGGUAGCCAAUACACGCCACUUCUUUACCACCAUUACAGAUAAUCUGCAGUGCACGGACAUGAGAGCUGUCCUGCACCAGAAGAUUGCUCAGCUAUAAGGAUCAAAUGGCAAAUUAAUGCUAUUGAUUUAAAAAUGAGUUUCUUUCCUCUUCCACUUAGCCUCACAAUAAAAUGCUAUUAGCACAGCA
This is a messenger RNA of Neoarius graeffei (lesser salmon catfish), 3507 nucleotides long. It is a transcript of the gene gemin4, whose product is annotated as gem (nuclear organelle) associated protein 4. Gene Ontology annotation, cellular component: SMN complex. The transcript is spliced from 2 exons. Lineage: Eukaryota; Metazoa; Chordata; Actinopteri; Siluriformes; Ariidae. The coding region runs from base 208 to 3417 and encodes 1069 amino acids. The record is from RefSeq and is a predicted model, not a curated record. Gene Ontology annotation, biological process: spliceosomal snRNP assembly; rRNA processing.